Neoarthrinium moseri is the source of this 4446-nucleotide messenger RNA. RefSeq lists its product as uncharacterized. The record is from RefSeq and is a predicted model, not a curated record. Gene Ontology annotation, molecular function: ATP hydrolysis activity; ABC-type transporter activity; ATP binding. The transcript has 6 exons. Gene Ontology annotation, cellular component: membrane. Bases 1 to 4446 code for a protein of 1481 amino acids. Lineage: Eukaryota; Fungi; Ascomycota; Sordariomycetes; Amphisphaeriales; Apiosporaceae. Gene Ontology annotation, biological process: transmembrane transport.
AUGUCGACAGUUACGAAAUGCGCAAUAGACACGCUGAGCGACUUCGGUCCGGCGACAACGUGCGCUGCCGUCAACGACUUCACACUUCUCUUCGAGGAAUUGGUCCUCACCAUAGUCCCAGCUGCUGUCGCCGGGGCCGUAAUACCGUCUUAUCUGCGACCACUACUGGGCAGCGAUCGGAAAGUCGUGUGGUCGUGGCAUCCCAUCGCCAAAUUGGCAUUAUGGGCUUCGAUAUGCCUGGUCAACGCAGUCCAGUUUGGUGUCACAAGCAGGCCCUCAUCGCCACAAACCGUGGCUACAAUAGCCACCUGCGUGGCCGUCUUUGCGAUUGAUAUCGGUCUGGGUAUAUUAUCGCACCUUACGCAUAUGCGCAGCCUCAAGCCCUCGUCUCCGAUUCUUGUGUUCCUGUUCUUGACACUAGUGUUUGAUGUGGCGCGAUGUCGAACACUGUGGUUCCUGGAAUCGGGCGAGGACAUGGCCAAGGCGAUGACUGCGUCUGUCGCUCUCAAAGCGGUUCUCCUGGUGCUUGAGUCAAUGGAGAAGAGAGGAAUUCUACUGGAUCAAUAUCGAGACUCGCCGCCCCAAUGCACGGUCGGAGUGCUCAAUCAGUGGCUCUGUUGGUGGAUGAACCCGCUUCUUAUUUAUGGUUACCGGCAGACGCACUCGCUAGAGACCCUCUUCGAGGUUGAUCCAGAUCUUUACAUCCAGGAUCACGAUGGAACGCGACUAUCGGAUUUGUGGAACUCAAGGAAGUCGAAAGAAAGCCCCAAUGCCCUUCUGUUGGUUAGCCUGAAGCAUAAUCUGAGAGCAAUCGGGAAGGCCGUGCUCCCGAGGCUUCUCCAGACCGGUUUUAGUUUCGCUCAACCUUUCUUGCUAAAAAGGGUCAUCGAAUACAUCGAGCUACCCGAGACAGCCGACAGCGAGUUCGACGGGACCGGGUUGAUUGUAUCGUACAUGAUCGUCUACGUUGGAAUAGCAUUGGCCACUUCCGUAACUCAGCAUUGGGCGAACCACCUGGUAACCCGCAUCAGAGCAGGCCUGGUGGACUUGAUAUACGCCCACACUCUCAAGAUUCAAUGUCUGGCUGUGGAUGAAGCCGACGCGGUCACGCUCAUGAGUACCGAUGUUGAGAGAAUCACGACAGGGCUCCGAACUUUUCAGGAGUUAUGGGCCUGUCCCAUCGAGAUAGCCCUGUCCCUCUGGCUACUGUCAGAUCGACUGCAUGUCGCAGCAGUGGCACCUGCUGCAGUAAUCGUUGCUUUCACAGGGACAGCCAUCGCCGUGGCAUCCAAGGUUGGCAUAGCCCAGAAAGCGUGGAUCGAUAAGAUCCAGCAACGAGUUAGCGCAACUGCCUCUCUCUUGGGCGCAAUGACAUCCGUGAAGAUGACUGGCCUGACGCAGACCCUCACCCGCAAGAUUACGAAACUUCGAGACGAAGAGAUCAAGACUUCAUUCGGCUAUAGGCUAGUAUUGAUCAAGAUCGUCACCCUUACAUUCUCCUCAACAGCUAUGACGCCUGUUGCAUCAUUUGGAAUGUACAUUCUCCUACAGCAAUAUCGGGGCUACGCGGUUCUAGACCCUGCCAUCACCCUCACCACCCUCACUCUCCUGCAGCUUCUCCUCGCACCUGUCGCUAUCCUGAUCGAUGCCCUCUCGGGGGUCAUGAGUGCUGUUGGAUGUUUUGAGCGCAUUCGACAGUAUCUACUAUCAAAACAAAAGGAUGACAAGAGGAUCGUCCAGAAACCACAGUCCGGGCGUUCGUGGGAGCAUGAUUCCAUAGGUAAUCUGAUGCGGUCGUCCUCCUCAAGGCGCGCGUCUGGUAUGGAUCUUUACUCAAUCCCAUUACGGCGAUAUCCUCGUCGUGAAUCACAAGAAGGCGAUCUCGAUGGUCCCCGAAACUCGGUCGUCUUUCAUCGCGCCUCAUUUGGCUGGAAGGAUGAUGAAAAGCCUGUUCUUAAAGACUUAAAUCUCAAGCUGCCUCGCGGCAAGUUGACAAUGGUCAUUGGCCCGGUAGGAUACGUACAGGUCUGCUUCGAUGACGCGGCAUACUGUCAGCAACGGCCGUGGAUUUCGAACACUACAAUUCGCCAGAACAUCCUCGGCGGGUUCGGGUUUGAUCCCUUAUGGUAUUCCACUGUUAUUCAGUCGUGCUGCCUGGCUCGAGACCUGGAACUGCUCCCUGAGGGGGAUAUGACAAAGGUGGGCAGUAAUGGAGCCUCUCUGAGCGGUGGCCAGCAGGUUCGAAUCGCCCUUGCCCGUGCCAUUUACUCAAAGAAGAAAACUAUGCUGCUUGACGACGUCUUGAGCGGCUUGGAUGCUACGACUAUGGACGCUGUUUUCACCUCGCUAUUUUCCCGUGGUGGGCUGCUGAAGAAACAUGGAGUUACUGUCAUCCUUGCCACAAAUGCGAUCAACAGGCUUCCGAACUCGGACCAUAUCAUCGUACUGGGGCAGAACGGCGCCAUCAGUGAACAGGGCUCUUUCAGGGCUUUGUCGUCCCGUCCCGGCUAUGUAUCCAGCUUGAAUCUGGAGAAGAGACUCAACUGGGAUUCCCAAGCGAGUACAAGUGACGAGAAGCCGGAGAAUGCCACUUUGGCAACACGGGAAGCUCUGGCGAGAGCAUUGCCACUUCUACAAGCCCCCAAUGGCUCGUCAAGUGGCGACUUGGCAACGUACAAGUACUAUAUUGAGAGUUUCGGGUGGUUCAGGUGGUGGAUAUUCAUUGGAACUUGCUCGUUCUAUGGUUUCGGCGUCUGUUUCCCACACGCAUGGGCUCAGAUGUGGGCUGAUUACAACAUCUUGCAUCCUGGAGAAAAGGCCGGCUAUUACGUUGGAAUCUACCUUCUGCUUGCCGCUCUCACUGUGAUCUCCCUUGGAGCGGGUGCCGGCUUCCUAGUCAUGAGCAUUGCGCCUCGCGUCGCCAAAACGAUGCACUCGCGUGUCUUGAACGCCGUGAUGAACGCGCCUAUUGCCUUCUUCUCCCAAGCUGAUUCCGGCUCUCUCAUCAACCGCUUCAGUCAAGAUAUGGAGCUCAUUGACAUGGAACUCCCCGUAUCACUGAUUCACACUGUGCUCAUGAUUUUCGUCUUGACUGCACAGACGUUGGUCAUCGUAUCGACGGCCAAGUACGCUGGUGUCGCCCUGCCGGUCUGCGUCUUGGCCGCGUACAUGACGCAGAAAUACUACCUUCGAACUUCGCGGGUCCUCCGUCUCCUCGAUAUCGAGGCCAAGUCUCUUUUGUUUAGUCACUUCCUCGAAACGCUGGCGGGAUUGGUGACGAUCCGUGCAUUUCAGUGGACGGAAGGCUACGCGAAGACCAACGCGGCACUGAUUAACGUCGCGCAGCGACCCGCAUACUUGCUGCUAUGUGUACAACGGUGGCUCGGCCUGGUUCUAGAUCUACUGGUCAGUGGUAUUGCCGUUGUGCUGGCCGCCAUAGCGGUUAAGACUCGAGGACAAGUUGAUGCCGGCGUCAUGGGGCUUGCUUUGUUGAACGUGGUUGGGUUCAGUGCGACUCUGAAGCAACUCAUCACAAACUGGACCCUGCUGGAAACAUCAACGGGAGCUCUAUGCCGCGUCAAAGACUUCACAAGCAGCGUAGACUCGGAGAUGGAUGACGAUAAAGCCCAGGAGUUCUAUCAGCAGGUUGUUGCAUGCCCGUGGAAGGUGCUCGCGAGUGAGCCCCGUACAGGUAUUGGCUUCAAUGAUUUGACAGCCUCUUACUCAAAGUAUUCGGAACCCAUCCUCAAGGGAGUCUCUUUCUGGAUUGAGCCUGGCCAGCGAAUCGGUAUCUGCGGUCGCAGCGGAAGCGGCAAGAGCUCUCUCCUCGCCAGCCUUUUGCGCAUGACCUAUGUACAGAGUGGUUCCAUCGUCAUAGACGGGAUAGACACGUCAAUCCUGGCUCCGGACCAGGUCCGUCUCCGUCUCAAUGCGCUUCCACAGCAACCAUUCCUACUUCCUGGCACAAUUCGGGAUAACGUGGACCCCCUUGAUGAGCAUGAUUUUGAUUCCAUCAUGGAGGCACUGGACCUGGUCGGGCUGAGGGAUUUGCUGUUGAACGAGUUGCCCGGCGGCCUGGAUGCGCAGAUGCCGACGAACCUUCUCUCACACGGCCAGACACAGUUACUGUGCCUUGCACGCGCGCUGGUCCGACGACACUCCUCUGACGUGCUCAUCCUAGACGAGGCGACUGCGUCCGUAGACGCAGAGACAGAGGCGCUGAUGCAGCGCUUGAUCGCAGACAAAUUCCAGGGCAAGACGAUCAUAGCAGUGGCGCAUCGCCUGGACACUGUGAUCGAUUACGACCGCAUCGCUGUUCUGGAUGGCGGAAUGUUGGUAGAGUGGGACCAUCCAUCGAGGUUGCUUCAGCAAGACUCCAUCUUCCGGCGACUCUAUCGGGACUCUCGAGAGGUUGGGAGUGACGGGCCUACCGGACUGGCAUUGUAG